GGGUGAUAAUGAGCCCCGAGCGCCGGGCACCCCCGGCUCUGUUUUGUGCAAUGGUCGCGUUUAUUUGUUCAUUUGCAUCGUUUCUCGUUUCUCACAAAUCUCACAUCACAUCUUGGCAUGAUAUUUGCAGUAGUUUGGAAACUAGAUUUGACAAAAGGAAAUAAAAGGAAUUAGUUGCUACAUCUGUACGUAAACGCAUUAAUCUAGUAAUUUCUUCGUCUGGACGGUGUUGGAAUAUUGGCGAAGCAUAUCGUUAGAGAAACGUACGAGCUUACGUUUGACUGAUCAAGAUUCAGCAGAAAAGUGAAAACGGUAUAAUGGAAGAGAAUCAAAUUUCUGACACAGAAGUUCAGAAUCUCUCUACCGAUGGGGAGAAUACCUUGGAAAAGGAACAGACAGUAUCUUCACCAGUUUUACCUUCAUAUAUCAAGAGCUAUUCUCAAACACAUAUUGAAUCAACUAUAGUUGACCAAACAUGGAAAAUUGAUAAAUAUAUGCGUUUUAGUAGGAUCACGAAUAUAAUACCGUUUCCAUCGUUUCUAAAAAUAGGUCCAUGUAAGAUUGAAUUCCGUGUUCCAUUUGAUUCCCCUUAUUUGAGGAAACGUAUACAAUUACGUAUACUUACUAAUAAACAAUCAUUUGACGGUUCAUGUACCACUACUAUAAUGGCACCAACCGCAAAUAACGUUUUAUCAUCAAAAUUCAUUUCGGGUCGUAUAUCGGAUAGGAUAUUGUUAAUUGAAAUCUCGCUAUCUGACUCUCAGAUUAGUUAUACAGAUUCGCUUAUAAUACAUUGCAAGUUUGAAAUUUUUCACAAUCUGAUAAAUAAAACUGUACAUAUGAAUUUAUUACCAUCGUCAAAAGAAUUUUCAAAAGACGUGACACAUGUUGAAGACUCGACCUCUGAUGAGUUUCGAUUUAAAGAUGAGGAAUCAAUCAAAUUUAUAGUAGGAGAAGACCAAUAUGUUAUAUCAAAAAAAUCAUUGUGCGCCAUCAACAGUAGUUACUUUAACAAUAUCUGCCGUACACAUGAGGGAGAAGAAAAAAAUAUGACAAUUAAUAUGAAUGAAUUAGUAGCGGAUAAUGAGGUAGAAUCUUUUGGACAGAUUUUAUUAUAUAUUUUAACUGGCUCUAUAGAUCAUGGUGAUUGUGACAUGCUUAAAGAAUUGUUAACAACAGCUCAUAAGUAUGAUGUAUCAGCUUUGAAAUUAACGUGUGAAAAUUAUUUAUUACGCUAUAUUACAAUUGAUAAUGCUGUGGAACUUAUACAGCUUGCGUUUUCGUCUAAUGCAAAAUUUUUAGAAACACAUUCGGCAAGUUUUAUUAAAUUUCACAUAAUUGAAAUUAGAGAUACUAAAGAAUUUCGAAAUCUACCACCAGAAGAUUUUAAUAAGAUAAUGGAAUUGAUUGAGAAAAGUGAAGUUGAAAUCAGUACUCAUCAAUUUUUGUUGUCACGAGCUAUGAUAAAUGAGACAUUUACACUGGCUCCAAUUUGAUUCAUAUUAUAUUGA
Messenger RNA from Temnothorax curvispinosus, 1511 nucleotides. RefSeq names its product BTB and MATH domain-containing protein 43-like. Gene Ontology annotation, molecular function: protein binding. The record is from RefSeq and is a predicted model, not a curated record. Lineage: Eukaryota; Metazoa; Arthropoda; Insecta; Hymenoptera; Formicidae. The coding region runs from base 318 to 1496 and encodes 392 amino acids. The transcript has 2 exons.